This is a messenger RNA of Gamsiella multidivaricata, 453 nucleotides long. Its product is annotated as ubiquitin-conjugating enzyme E2 N. NCBI's taxonomy places the organism in Eukaryota, Fungi, Mortierellomycota, Mortierellomycetes, Mortierellales, Mortierellaceae. The transcript has 4 exons. Bases 1 to 453 code for a protein of 150 amino acids. The record is from RefSeq and is a predicted model, not a curated record.
AUGGCCGCACUGCCCAAGAGAAUCAUAAAGGAAACAGAGCGCCUAAUGGCAGAUCCCGCCCCAGGAAUUAGCGCAACUGCCCACGAAGACAACCUUCGCUAUUUCGAUGUCAUCAUUUUUGGACCCGUGGAAUCGCCGUUCGAAGGUGGUGUAUUCAAGUUGGAGCUCUUCCUGCCAGAGGACUAUCCAAUGGCGCCUCCAAAGGUCCGCUUCAUGACAAAGAUUUAUCAUCCCAACAUUGACAAACUCGGUCGCAUCUGCCUCGAUAUCCUCAAAGAUAAAUGGUCGCCAGCACUGCAGAUCAGGACAGUUCUUCUUUCCAUCCAAGCGCUGCUAUCGUGUCCAAACCCAGAUGAUCCUCUUGCCAACGAUGUAGCCCAGCACUGGAAAGAGAAUGAGAACGGGGCCAUUCAAACUGCACAUGAGUGGACCCAAAAAUACGCCGCCAACUAG